Messenger RNA from Aaosphaeria arxii CBS 175.79, 1207 nucleotides. RefSeq lists its product as uncharacterized. Lineage: Eukaryota; Fungi; Ascomycota; Dothideomycetes; Pleosporales. The record is from RefSeq and is a predicted model, not a curated record. The transcript is spliced from 3 exons. Bases 263 to 976 code for a protein of 237 amino acids.
GUUGACCGGUUACAAUUUACCAGGUCGUUGGGCAGGGCUAUGGAACGCCACGUGAUAAUAUCCCUCUGCCAUUCACUUCUCGAGCCAGCCCUCUCGUGGUAGGAUGGCAGCUGAACGGUGGCUCCUGGAGCAGCCAAACGGCCCCCAAUUUCUGCGUCCAUGUAUCUCGUCUCGAAGCGGUCCCCCCUCCCCGUAAACUCUAGCACAGCCUGUUCUCCCCUUCGUUUCGUUAUCGUUUUUGAGCCUCUUGAGGCGCGCAAAGAUGUCCAGCAGCAUUAUGGCGCCAGAGAGGUCUCGUACAAUGACUUGUACCAGCCCUCGGAUGUCCUCUACAUCCAUAGUUUGUGAUGGCAAAGACACCGAACUCGGCAUGGCAAUAACAAAUGCUGUUAGUCGGAAUGUUUCUAAAGGCAAUGCUAUCCAGAUCAAUGGGCACAUAGCAGGCAAGAUAUACAACUUCCAAAAUCUGAUCAUCAACUACCAAAGCACCUUGGAUCACAAUUUCAAUUCCCCUGGCACGAUACCGCGACCGCUCCAAAGAGUCCUCAAAACCGCACGUUCACGAGACACGGCCGAGGAGGCUUUUAUGGAUGUAGUGAAGCCCAGUCCGCACCUUAUGCCUCUUGAUUCACCUUAUCUAGCAUUUUAUUCCGAUAUCAGUACAACGUCCCAGAUGAUCCGAGCCACGUUUAAUCCUCAUGUUCUGGUCAAUCUCAUUGCGCAGAGAAUUGUUCGCCGUCUGAAGCUUACUCCCCUUAUUGUUUCAGGGCCAGAAGAGUUGGUUUCGUGGGAUCGGAGCUCACUCGUCUCUACAACACAAUUGAUUGAAUUGGCAUGCUAUGACAAAGAGCGCACUGAAUACACCACGUAUCAAUUUUACGUCGUCAAACAUUGCCCAUUUGACAUACUCUUUAGCACUCGUUCCAUUAAUCCAUUCGACUCUAAUCGGCCAAGGAUGAAACCAGGCAGAUCCUAGCUCGUCUAUACUUGACGGACAUAAAGGCCCAACAAGAAGUCAGGACAUAAAGGCCCAACAAGGAGUCAGAGGAUCAACAAUCUUCUCUCUCAUUGCAGCAAGUUUCCAAACCCAGAACUCAGCUGCUAUCAGAUUAUAGAUCACAGUUGCAUAGCCCUCAACUACCGCUAUUGGUCACUGCACAUGCGAACAUGGGGGCUUCGCUAGCCUGCAUCCACAGCUGCAGGUGGC